This is a messenger RNA of Suillus subaureus, 622 nucleotides long. RefSeq lists its product as uncharacterized. Lineage: Eukaryota; Fungi; Basidiomycota; Agaricomycetes; Boletales; Suillaceae. The transcript has a single exon. Bases 115 to 396 code for a protein of 93 amino acids. The record is from RefSeq and is a predicted model, not a curated record.
CUUUGUUCAGGAGAAAUUAGCUGAAAAUGAGUGAGCACCAUCACAGUGUCUUCCUGAUUAUGAUGCGAGGAAUUCUAAAUUGUAUGGAGUUAUCCGAUCUACCAGUUGCUAUGUAUGCACUUACUACCGGAGUUACAUGAAGAUGGACAUACUAUUGAUACAGGACUGUUAGAGAGUAUGGACAUCCUAGACCAACACAACACCAAUCGUCCCUCUGAGACAGCAGACUACCACGUGCUCGUGACAUCUCAUCAUCUCGUGUCCCAAACAAAACACCUGUCAUUACAGCGACAGUCCUCCCGGCUUUCGAUAUCUAGCUUUGUCAAAGUCGGCUACCCAGGCGUCAUCUAUGCGCAAGGCUUGCCAAUGUCAAAUCUAUGCACUGUCUGUCCCUAAAAGUGCGAUUCGUGAAACCCACGGAUCUGGCCAUCGAUAAGCGUCACCAGGAUUGGUCUAAGUUCCAGAAGGUCGGAGAAGUCGUGGAAGAAAUGAGACGAUGCGGGAGAAACAAAUAUAUCACAUAUUGGAAACUGGUUUGAAAUGAAUCAGCAUGCUCUGUACGGGCGAAGGCCAUCUCCGUCACGAUCCCUCCUUGACUCGGCAGGCUACGCAAAUUACUAAG